AUGUGGCAGACAAAUGCAAACCAGAAACUUCAUCCCCGUGUCACUCUGGUAGGACAACACAUUGAUGUAAAUGAGGAACGCGAGCAAGACUAUAGUAUGCAUUUGAUCAUCCUAGGACCAGGAAAUAAACGGCGCCGAGCUGGAACAAGCGCAAUUCUUCAAAAAAUACUUCUCAUAAAGCCGAUGAAGACUCCGAACAGCCAAUUUGUCCAGCGGAUUUACAUAAUCGAUGUUUCCUCAGUCACUGCAUCGGAAUCACGGCGGGCUACCAAAGAACUAAUUCGCCAGAUGGUAGUUGAUGGUAGUUUAUACUGUAUUCCCUCAGAAGGAACCAAUAAAAAACUGUCGGUGGUAAUUCAGGAUAUAACUUCUUUAUGA
Molecule: messenger RNA, 378 nt
Organism: Opisthorchis viverrini
Lineage: Eukaryota; Metazoa; Platyhelminthes; Trematoda; Opisthorchiida; Opisthorchiidae
Exons: 1
Coding region: 1-378 (125 amino acids)
Source: RefSeq, a predicted model, not a curated record